GACCCCGCCUCCUUCUUGUGUCCCUCAGCAGCGCAGCCCAGAAUGGCGGCUCUUUUGGAAUCUGUUUUGUUGCGGAAAGUGGACGUGGAUAAGGUUGUUGACUGGCUGAAAAGCGUUCAGGAGGGUGAAAAGCUGUCGUUCAGUGAGCCUCAGCUGGCCAUUCAGAAACAAGAGUUUGUCCCUUUCCUCUUAAACUUCCUGCGAGAGCAGAGCAGCGACGCUCUGACUAAUGGUCCUGCAACACCAGCCAAGACCCCUAGCUGCCCCAGACCCCCCGCACAGACUCCAGGCUUCUCUGACAAGACAUCGUGCAGGUCUGCAGGGAGUGGACUUGGAUCUCGCGGUGGCAGUCGCGUGCAGCUGUUCUCUCCCGCCGCCUCUGCGUCACCUGGAAGUGAGUCGGAUGCUGUUGGUCAGUCAGGAGUAAGUGGAGUCAGUGCCUUCUGCAGCCCCCCCUGGUCUACAGGGUGGAGUCCUGCCUCAAGAUCGUCGGGCUCUGAGCGCAAGCAUGCCCAGAAAGUUUGCCUCGGUGACUACAUGGUUUCUCCCCCGGAGUUGCAGAGCAGCACCAGCUCCCAGACACACAAAGGACGCAAGAAGAGUGCUGGCAGCACGCUGGUCAGUGGCCAAACAAGACACGGAGGCGGGCGUGGAGGCCCUCAGAGCGAUGAGCCUGGUGGGAGGCGAUCAGCAAGAGGCGGAGGGCAUGGCAGGAUGAGCGAGCAGGUUUCACCUUCGACUCCAGCUCAUCUCAACUUCAACAACUUGGAAGACUUCCCUCCGGUCGGGUCGUGUCCCGUUUCCUCCGGGACGUCCAAGCCGUCCAGAAGAAUAAACCCGACACCGGUCAGCGCAGACCGGCCUCACUCUAAGCCAAAGACGUGCUUCACAUCCACACCUCUCCAGAAGGCUUCCAGCCCUCCGCUGGGAGCGGAGCCACUUGAGGGAUUGGGAUUGACAGCAGUAGGGAGUCCUAUGAGCCUGAAGGAGGAGAGAGAAUUACUCAAAAGGGAAAAGACAAAGCUUGCCCAGCAGGCCGCCUCCCUCUCUCCCUUCUCUUUGGAUCCCUGUACUCCCACCAAGACAGGAAGUGGGGCAGAAUCCAAAGUCACCCCUGACCCCCAGACGAUGUGUCCUGAACCAUGCAGAGUCACCUUCUCCUCAGACCUGGAUGUUUUGGCUGAGCUGUACUGCACCUGCAUUUCAGAAAACCUCGUGCCAAACGUUUACCUGGAGCUUUUCUUUGUGAUGCAGUUGUUAACAUCCCGGUCUCUUCACACACAUAACGAUGAAGAGCAGUUGAGUUUGUGUUCGGUAAAUUCAGAUGUCCUGGAAAGAUGCUACCUGAGACAAGUACACAAUUGUGUGUACUUUGCGGUGAAAGUUUUGGAGAAUCAAUUUCAGUUGGUCGCUCAUUUGGACAAGUGCACCUUACGUCUGCUGGCGGAGAACGAACGGGUCGCCUCUUUCUCUCCAGAUCUUAAAGACCGCCUCUCUCAGGCUCAGAACAGAAGCACAGCCAAGCUCUCUCCCUCAGCGUCUACCUUUAUCCACUCAGUCCCGUUCCAGCCUGCUACUGACAAUCGCUCCAAUUUCGGAAGCGACAAGGCCUUCCACCCCCUUAAAAAAAAAAGAGACAUUUUUUACGAAGCGCUUCGAGAAUGGGAGGACCUUCAUAAGGAGCCGGGCUGGAACUUUGAUGCCGCACUUGGAACCAAAAUCAGAGGAAUGAUGAGCCAACUGACUUCUGCCGGAAAUCACUCUCACUUUGCUCGUCUGUUUUUGAAACAGCUUGUUCAGAUGUGCAAAGGCCCCCGUACGAGCACCCUGUCAGUAGAUACAACCGACGCUGACCUGCUGGGCAUGCUGGGAGCCGACAGCCUGGGUCGUCUCAAGCGCCUGGAGGAGCGUCUCAUUCAGCCUCACAGAGUUGUCGGCCCCUGUCCUCCUCCGUCCUUUCCUGGUCACCAGGAGUUCUUCAGGGACUUCAUACAGACGGCCAGCUGCUGCCAGAUGAACCAGCACCUCCAGGACAGCCUGUGCCAGCAGCUCCUCCAUCUGGACGAGGUGUCCAUCCUGCGUCCGUCUGCGUCCGUUGGGGAGGGAGAGGAGGAAGAGGACGGCGAUAUGGAGCAACAGGAUGAGAAGCAGCGGUUUUCCUCUGUGCUGCUCCUCGCUCGUCUGCUGGCAAAGUUCCUGGGAUUCAUCUCCUUCCUCCCGUACCAAACAUCGGAGAAACCCUCCAGAGAAAUACAGGAAGCAUCUGUAGCCUUACGCAGCAAGGUCGUGAAAAUCAUGCCUGUAAUUUUCAACAUGCCAAAAAUAAGCUUUGAAAUAAUCCUUCACCUCACUGCUGAACUGGAAGUCAUCUUCAGCACGGUUAUGCGGCUGCAGCUGAACCGACACGAAGAAAUGUGUUACCUAAACAAGCUGCUGCUGGUGUCGGUGUUGGGAUGGCUCUUCCAGAUCCCAGUGAUUCCUGAGGACAUUUUCUUCACCAGUGAGUUUACUGCGCUAGUCAAGGACGAGGGCAGCGCUACAGGUUCUGCUGGACUUGACUGCAUUCCGCUGGUCGAUCAGCAACUUCUUUAUACAUGUUGUCCAUUUCUUGGUGAGUUUCGUAAGCUCCUGGCAGCUUUCGUGUCGGGCAGCGCGGCCAAGAGCGGAGGAAUUAUCCGCAAGAUUACCCCCACUUCUGCCGAGCUCAAGGGCACGCCGACCGCCAACCGAUCGCAGCAGAAACUGCAGGUGGACCUGGAGCAGGCCUUCUUCCACAACCAGCCUCCGUCGCUGCGCCGCACAGUGGAGUUUGUGGCCGAGAGGGUCGGAUCCAACGCUGUCAAGCACAUAAAGGCUACAUUAGUGCAAGAGUUGGUUCAGAGAGGAGAGAAUUUGCUGAGAGACGGACUGCAGUCGUCAAACGCAAAUUCUUCUAAGCUCAACGACUCCAUAUGUGCUCAGCUGUGUGACGUUGGCUUGGAAGCUCUUGCAAAAGCCACCAGAUUUUGCGAUGAGAAGAGCCCCGACGCCAUACGUAUACUCCUCCCUGUUGAAACCACGCCACCGGUCCUGACUACGUCCGAAAACAUCACCAAACGCCUGGCUGCCGAGAAAGCCUGCAGCUGGCUUUCUGCCAACAUUACAGCACUGAUCAGGCGGGAGUGGAAGAGCAGGUAUGACCGCGUGAAAAAGGCUCUUUGCGGUCCAUUGGCUGUGGACGCGGACAGCGCUGUGGUUGAGCUGGUCAGGCAGGGCCAGAUGAAUACUCCCAGGAAGAAACAAGAGAGAGCGAUGUCCUGCCCUCCGCUUUGUAAACACAACGCUUCCCUCCCCUCAGACGUCCUCAUCGAGAUUAAGGAGAUGCUGAGCGUCGCGGCGGGACCCAGAGCGGACGAGGAGCUGCCGACCGGCCCGCAGCUCACAACACUUCUUCAAAGAGUGGCGAACACAUUAGAGUGCAGAAAGUUCCUAACGGCCGUGUCGGAGCAGAUGCUUCAGAACUGUACCGUGCUGCUCGCCUGCAAACUGGUGUCUGGAGAGCUGCCGGUGCGUUCUUCGUCACGGCGUGGCGGGGUUGCUGUGGAUCCCGGCGCCGGGUCGGAGCCCUCGGUGUCAGACGUUCUGGUGCAGCUUGCUGAGCUGUGGGAGAGGGGCUGCUGCUCCUCUGCCCCGCUCCAUCAGCUCUUCACCCCGCUCACAGUGGCCGCUGUGCUAAAGGCCAGCGACACAGAGAAGAAGAACUACCUGUUCCUCGUUAGAAAGCUGGUCGACAAAGGAAUAUUGAACGAGGAAGAAGUCAAAUCGUAUUGGAGGAAGCUAACAGACCUGACCUUGCCAGCGGAGCUGAUCGAGAACUUCCAGCUGCAGUCGCAGAGCAUAAAGCUCUCGCUCCCUCUUGCCGAGAUGCAAUCGUGCUUAGACAUGCUGCAGGUCUCGCACCAGACAAUAGAGGGAGCAACCUGACAACAAUAACACGCAGUAUAUUCCACAAACAACUUGUAUGUUUUCACCACAGUGUCUUAUGCCAAGUCCGUGCAUGUUUUCUCCAAGACCGUAAUUUUUUUUUUUUUUGUUUCCACUUUAGCCUUUUAACAUAUGACCUUAUGAAAUUAUAUGCGAAGAUUCAAGUAACAAACAGAAAUCCCUGUGAGUUAAUGCCAGUUUUGAUGAAACGCGCAAUUUUUCCAUUUAAAAUUUUAGAAGGACACCAUCAGAUGAAGCUUAAUCGGACUUUUAUGUCUUUGGGACUAAUACUAGACCAAGAAUAGUAAUGGUAAACAAAGAUGAUUAUUUUAUCACACAAAAGAGUUUUGCAACUUAGAUGAUUGUUUAAAAAAAAAGAAAUCUGAAGGAUAUCAGGUCAAGCUGAAAAGUACAAAUAUUACAGGUUUUUAAAUGCAAAUGCAGUUUGAGACAGUAAGUAGCCUAGCACUUUCACGUAUUGCCUUUGACCACAUAACUAGUGGUUACAAGUUAAUUUCAUGAAUGCAUUUACCCCGCGUUUGUGAUUGCUAUUGUUCAUGUUGAACGGCCGGCGAUGUAUUCCGAGAAUCUUUUAAACUGAAAGGUUUAAUGUUGGCACAGAAUGGAAAAAAAAUAUGAAUAAAGAUGUAUUCCAGUGUGCAGCAGCUGUAA
Molecule: messenger RNA, 4635 nt
Organism: Poecilia latipinna (sailfin molly)
Lineage: Eukaryota; Metazoa; Chordata; Actinopteri; Cyprinodontiformes; Poeciliidae
Gene: cdan1
Product: codanin 1
Exons: 28
Coding region: 43-3963 (1306 amino acids)
Biological process (GO): chromatin organization
Cellular component (GO): nucleus
Source: RefSeq, a predicted model, not a curated record